GAGUGGGAGCCCCCACCCCUCUGGGAGCUCUGCUGAUGUGUGCUGGCAGGUGGCUCGGAGGGGGCAGGUGACUGGCAUGAAGAGCCAUGGGAGCCAUGGAGAGAGCCAAUCUGAUCCAGAAGGCCAAGCUGGCCGAGCAGGCUGAGCGCUACGAGGACAUGGCAUCCUUCAUGAAGGGUGCCGUGGAAAAGGGCGAGGAGCUUUCCUGUGAGGAGCGAAACCUGCUCUCGGUGGCCUACAAGAACGUGGUGGGCGGCCAGAGGGCUGCCUGGAGGGUCCUGUCUAGCAUUGAGCAGAAAAGCACCGAGGAAGGCUCAGAAGAGCAGGGCCCCGAAGUGCGUGAGUACCGGGAGAAGGUGGAGACGGAGCUCCGGGGUGUGUGUGACACCGUGCUGGGCCUGCUGGACACCCACCUCAUCAAGAAGGCCGGCGAUGCCGAGAGCCGGGUCUUCUACCUGAAGAUGAAGGGAGACUACUACCGCUACCUGGCCGAGGUGGCCACCGGCGAUGACAAGAAACGCAUCAUCGACUCUGCCCGGUCGGCCUACCAGGAGGCCAUGGACAUCAGCAAGAAGGAGAUGCCGCCCACCAACCCCAUCCGCCUGGGUCUGGCCCUGAACUUUUCCGUCUUCCACUAUGAGAUUGCCAACAGCCCCGAGGAGGCCAUCACGCUGGCCAAGACCACUUUCGACGAAGCCAUGGCUGACCUGCACACCCUCAGCGAGGACUCCUACAAAGACAGCACCCUCAUCAUGCAGCUGCUGCGAGACAACCUGACGCUGUGGACAGCCGACAACGCCGGAGAAGAGGGCGUGGAGGUGCCCGAGGAGCCCCAGAGCUGAGCCUCACCCGCUGCCGCCCUGCCCUGCCCUGCCCUGCCCUGCCCUCUCGGUCCCCACGCCCUGCCGAGCGGACUAAUACUGGGUGGGAGGCCCCAUCCUGCUCCCCUCACUGUGGCUGUCCCAACUCAGAAAGGUUCCCUGGAGAAGGGGCCCGCAGAGCUAAGACUGCCCGGGGCUGUGAUGGGGUCCCGCCCUUCCUGCAGCUCCGGGGGGUGCCCCAACCGCCCCUGCUCUCUGCACCCCUUCCCCUUCAGCCCACCCCUGAGCCUCUGGCUUCACCUCCCUCCUUCCCCUGCAGCCUCUGGCUCUUAGGAAGUGAGGAGCAGCCCACCCUGCGGCUGAGGCUGGAGAUGGGGUGCGCGUGUGACUGUGAGGGAGCAACCAGGGAAAGCGUGUCCGCUGGGUGGGGCCGGCUCCGCUCAAUAAACUCCGUGACAUUCA
This is a messenger RNA of Ochotona curzoniae (black-lipped pika), 1283 nucleotides long. It is a transcript of the gene SFN, whose product is annotated as stratifin. Bases 87 to 842 code for a protein of 251 amino acids. The transcript has 2 exons. NCBI's taxonomy places the organism in Eukaryota, Metazoa, Chordata, Mammalia, Lagomorpha, Ochotonidae. Gene Ontology annotation, cellular component: cytoplasm. Gene Ontology annotation, biological process: signal transduction. Gene Ontology annotation, molecular function: protein kinase binding. The record is from RefSeq and is a predicted model, not a curated record.